CUCGUCAGUCAAGCGAGCUGCUAGAGGGCGCACGGUCCGUUUCUAACACAAACAUUUUAAUUUAAAAUGAAAUACAAUAUCUUAGGUAAUACUGAUAUGAAGGUUUCCCAUGUUAGCAUGGGAGGGGCAUCUUUCAGCAACAUUUACGGAUCAUUCGACGAGGAAAAAAGUCUACAACUUAUUAAGAAAACUCUAACUUUAGGAGUAAACUACUUGGAAACUGGGCCGUGGUACGGUCAGGGAAGUUCAGAGAAAGUUAUAGGCAAGGCGCUCAAAGAAAUCCCGAGAGAGACGUAUUUCAUCGGCAGCAAAGUUGGACGCUACGAGAAAGAUAUCCGGAAAAUGUUCGACUUCUCUGAAGAGAAGACAGAAGCGGCCGUGGAUAACACUUUACAACUUCUUCAACUCGAACACGUGGAUCUGAUUCAAAUGCACGACAUCACUUUUGCACCGGACAUUUCAAUAAUUCUAAAAGAAACCUUGCCAGCAUUGGACCGAGCUGUGAAAGAUGGCAAAGCCAGAUAUAUCGGAGUAGCUGACUAUGAUUUAGAUUUGAUGAAGGAGAUAAUUGAAGAGUCUGACAUCCACCUAUCUACAAUUCUGUCAUAUUCAAAAUCCACAUUAUUUGACAACCGAUUACAAAAUUAUACAAAAUACUUUAAGAGUAAAGGCGUGGGCAUAAUAAACGCAGCAGCUACCGGCAUGGGCCUGCUGACCAACCGCGGGCCGCAGCCCUGGCACCCAGCAAGUGAUGACAUCAAAGCUCUUUGCCAACGAGCGUCUAAUUACUGCAAGGAUCAAGGAGUAGAGCUAGCUCGACUAGCAACAUGGUUUACCUUAAACCAGCCAGACGUUGAUACGAACGUGUGCGGAUUCUUCAACACGGAACAAAUGCUGGACACGUUGAAUGUCUCAGAAAAAGGGCUCACGGAACAUGAAAAGGCGGUGUUAGCUCAUCUGCAGUUGAGCUUUUUUGAUAAUGUUACCCUACACUGGGAUGAAGUAGAAUUGAAUGCAUACAGAACAAAAUUAGAAUAAAUGACUACAUAUUAAUAAUUUUACUUACCAUGGA
Cydia amplana is the source of this 1072-nucleotide messenger RNA. RefSeq lists its product as uncharacterized. The transcript is spliced from 7 exons. The record is from RefSeq and is a predicted model, not a curated record. Gene Ontology annotation, cellular component: cytosol. Gene Ontology annotation, molecular function: L-galactose dehydrogenase activity. NCBI's taxonomy places the organism in Eukaryota, Metazoa, Arthropoda, Insecta, Lepidoptera, Tortricidae. Bases 67 to 1038 code for a protein of 323 amino acids.